GCAGUGACACAUCAAUAGUGCUAACCAAUCAGGCUGCAGCUCCAACCCCAACUUACACCCACUCUUCAUAGCUCCUCUAUACCUCCCUCCCUUCACUUCCUCCCUUUUCUCCUUUCACUACCUCUCCCAUCACCGCUCUGCCCCUCUAUUAGGUUUCAGGCACCACUUCCUCCUGAACUGAACAACACGCACCAAACAGAAGAUUGGACAAAAAAAAAAAAAACGCAGACUGGCUCUCCUGGUCCGUCUGUGUUUCAUCCCAUCGUUUUGUUACCUUAGUGCAUCCGCCCCCAACAUCACUGCAGAUCUAUUCAUAGCUCCUUGUGUCUAAUUUCAGCAUCCAGCCCACUUUUUUUUUUUUUUUUUACUCAAUUUCUCACAGUUUUUGCUCAAUUCACUCAUCCAGAAAAGCACAGCUGUGUCACACAGUCGUUACAGAGUUACAACCAUCCGUCUCGCACCCACUUCAUACUGAGUCCCUCAUUUGUUCAUCUCGUCUUUUUCCUGUGAUCUCUGCUGCUCCUCGUCUCUGGCCAGUAUGUGGUCCAACUUCUUUGUGCAGCAGGAAGAGGAGGGCCGCAUGGGAGUCGCAGGGGGCGGUCACGGCGGGGGUCUGGCCGGAAUGAAGGGUUUUAGAGGAGGACAAAGAAGGACCAAUAAGAUGAGUGACACCCAGGAGGGUAAGAUCAAGCUGGUCUUUUUUGUGGCGAUCGUUGGGGUGACCCUGACGGUGCUGGGCAUGGGAACAGAGUUCUGGGUAGAGCUGGCCCAGCCAAAGAAUUACAGCGGCAACCAGACGUGCCAGAUGGCCCAUUACGGCCUGUGGAAGGGCUGCAUCCGCACACUGUCGGUGGCCGACAUCGACCCGGAGAGGACGAGCUGCGGCCCUGUUGAACGACCUGGAGGAAUGAUGCCUGGAAGGACAGAGUGCAUGGAUGCGUAUAGUAGGCACAUCAGAGGAGACCAGCAGCCAUCCAGAGGAAUGUGGGCAAUCCAACUGCACCUACUUCAAGUUCUUCACCUCUGGGGAGAACGCAGUCAUAUUCAAGAAGACGACAAACAGAAUUUUCUAAGUUUAUGGCAGGCUAGAUACAGACAACUCAUAACUAGUGUUGGAUUUGAACCUAGCAGCAGCCAUUUUGGCUCUUUUGAGCCUGACCAUGAUGGUGAUGGGCUCCAUCUGCAUUGCCAUGUCGCUCAACAAAGGCGUGCCGUUCUUUCUCAAACCAGCAUCCUUCUGUUUCAUCCUAUCAGGUGUUCUGGUUCUCCUGUCGGUGCUGAUUUUCCACCAGUCUGUACUGGCUUUGCUGUCCAGUGACCACUCCAUACCUCUUCACCACAAGCUGUCCUGGUCUGUCGCCUGUGUCUGCUCAGCCGGGGCCAUCCUCAUUAUUGGAGGUGUCCUGUUCAUCUUCCUUGCUCUCCCUUUUAGUCCCUGGCAAAAAUGCUUUCCACACAAGGAUAGCACCACCUAGCCCUUAAAAUAUGAAUACUGCAAACAAUAUCCUCAGUAUGUUUUUUGAGGAAGCAAACACCAAAUUCCAACAGCUGUGACUUUAAGCUUGCAUUUGGUAUGUAACUUGUCAUAAAAGACACACUAGGUCUUAACUGAAUUUGAAAAGAGGAAUGAAUGACACAUAAAAAAGUCUAGGCCUCUAGACUUAGGAUUUUACAAUAAUCUUUGUUAUGUCAGUAAUGUGUAGCGAUAAAGAUGAAACGACUCUUUUAGAAUUAAAGCCGAAUCACAAAUAAACCAAUAUGUCUUUGCAUGCCAAAAGCUGUAAAACUGCAAAUAAAUAUUCUAUUUUUACUAAUAUGCUUUUCUGUUUGCUUUGUUUUGAGGUUUGCUUAUAUUUAUCACCGCUGUUAUAAUUACAAAAACAUAAUGUAAACCAUAGAUCUAAAAGACAAAAUUAUGGAGUUAUGCUAGUUCAUGACAAUCAUAACUUUUCUGAGAUUUUCAAGACAUUCGCUGUGAUGUAAAAUGACAAAAUCAGUUGCCAUUGUUGUACAUGUUGAUCUUUGGAGCUCGUACAGACUUUUCCCCGAGAUUCACCAGGGACAAAGUUUGACACAAACAAACUGAACAAAACAUUAUCACAUGUUUUGCUAAAUGUAAUAAACAAUGCAAUUUCUGCUGAUAUAUAAAUUAAGAACUUCCACAUUUCUUCCUACUUAAAAGACCAAUAAUUACUUAGAUUGAAGGUUAAAACAUUGUAACUGCUGUUUGAAGGAACCUGGCACAUUUCAAACCUCAGAUAUUUCGUUCAGUGAUUCUGACUUUAAGAGAAAUAUCAUGGUGAGACUUUAAGUGCUGCCUAAGGCCUUCAGAAAGAUUGUAGCAGCUUAUGAAUCUGAUAAGGGGUUCAAAGAAGUCUCAAAAUAAUGUGAAAUCAGCCAGCUGUCUUUAAAACUGCAAGUGGACAACAUUCAUGUUCACCUCAAGAGCAGACCACAAGAUUUAAAAAUAUGUUUCUAAAAACCCUAAAAUGUGAUUAAAGGACCUCCAGCAGGCUAUCGUUUUUGUUGACAUGAAAAUGCAUGUUUCUGUGAUUAGAAAGAGACGACAAUAGACGACAAAAAUAGAGUACAUGUUUGGCAUAAACUAUUUAAAAAAAAAUCUGAGUUUUUAAGUCUCAAAGUCUUGGGAUCCUUUGCUGCAGCAGGAGUUGACGUCUCACUUGCAAAGAAUGAAUGACUGGUCAAUUCGUACAAGUUUGAUAGUACAUUUUUAAACUAUGAUUUGUGUGUAAAACUACUGUCAUGCAUUGUUCUGAUAAGUACCCAAAUUAUAUGAGUUUUAUAAGGAUUUAAGUGUCGUCAGUCAUCAUAGUGUAUAAAUCUUCGGCCUCUCUGCCUUUCCACUUCUAUUUGCAAGAUGUUAGAUCAACAUUUGCCAAAAUAUGAAUUGAACAUUCAAUUAUUAUCUUACAACUUUAUGUAUUUAGUUUCUUCAAAGUCAAGAGUUUACAUACAAUUCCUUAAUGACUGCUAGCACUUCCUUUUAAUAGCAAGACCUGGGUCAAAUAUCUGGAUUUUACUUCGGCAAGCUCUUCACAAUGGUUUGCCGGACCGUUGUUCUAUUGUUCCUGACAGAACAGAUGCAGUCUGUCUGGAUCACACACACCUUUUCAGGUCUGCCCACAAGUUUUCUGUGGUGCUGGUGAUUGCCACUACAAAGUAUUAACUUUGUCAUUCUUAAGACAGCAUAACUAACUUGGCUGUGUGCUUUGGGUCUUUUUUCUUAUAUCCAGUUGUGCCUAAGGUUUUACUUCCUGGAUGACGUCCUAAUAAGUUGUUGAAAUAUCUCCAUGUAGUGUUAUUUUCUCAUGAUCCCAUCUAGUUUGUGACAGGCACAAUUUCCUCCUGCAGCAAAAUACCAGCACAAAAAUAAACUGCCAUUCCCAUACUUCAACAGUUGGGAUGAUUUUUUUGAGACUUGCAAAUUUCCUAAUUUUUUUCCCAAAAUAAAAAUGGUCAUUAUGGUCAAACACUCCAGUUUUAGCUUUAUCACAAAUUAAAACAUGUAUCUAGAAAAUGUGUAUUUGUACCUGUGAGCAUUUGAAACUGUCAUUGGGUUUGUGUGGUUUUUCACAGUAGUGGCGUCUCCCAUGAGACCUUUGAGUGCAUGUCGGUUCACGACUGGUGUUUUGAGUUAAACACCUUCUGUAUGCAGAAGAAUAACUUUCUGAAUGGGUUUGCGUAACACAUCAAACUGAAUGGUGUCCCGUCUUCUGUUUGUAUUUUAUGAUUGUUCAGCGAUUCUCUUAAUGAAUGCAUCACUUCAUUUGCCAUGUUAAUGAAAUGUUUUGCUUCUUUUUAUCCUGAGAAGCAGCUACUAUCACUUUCUUAAAUAUGACAGGGCACUUUGUUUACUGUUGUCAUGUAUGUAGCAUCUGUUUUGGUAAUAAUUAAAACAAUAUCACAUGAA
Molecule: messenger RNA, 3931 nt
Organism: Gambusia affinis (western mosquitofish)
Lineage: Eukaryota; Metazoa; Chordata; Actinopteri; Cyprinodontiformes; Poeciliidae
Gene: cacng6b
Product: calcium channel, voltage-dependent, gamma subunit 6b
Exons: 8
Coding region: 539-1318 (259 amino acids)
Biological process (GO): regulation of calcium ion transmembrane transport via high voltage-gated calcium channel
Cellular component (GO): membrane; L-type voltage-gated calcium channel complex
Molecular function (GO): calcium channel regulator activity
Source: RefSeq, a predicted model, not a curated record